CAAUGGUCUGCACCACACCACCAGCACCAAUCUCCUUCAUCUUCUUCCUCUGAUAGCUUCACCAUCAUCUUCAUCGUUUUCAUUUCCUUUCACCAGAUUCGAUCAUGGCCAUUGAUUCAGUAACUUCAUCCCCUCUGGGCCCACCAGCCACCGAGAAGGACGCCAAGGCGCUUCAGUUCAUAGAGGAGACGACCAAAAACACUGACGCUGUGCAGGAGAGGGUUCUCACUGAGAUUCUCAGCCGAAACGCCGAAACCGAGUACCUGAAGCGUUUCGGCCUCAACGGAGCGACUGACCGUGACACGUUCAAGUCCAAAAUCCCGGUGGUCACGUAUGAAGAUCUUCAGCCUGAGAUUCAACGUAUCGCUAAUGGUGACCGCUCUCCCAUCUUGAGCUCUCAUCCCAUCUCUGAAUUCCUUACCAGUUCUGGGACUUCAGCCGGUGAGAGAAAACUGAUGCCUACGAUUCACGAAGAAUUGGACCGUCGCACGCUACUGUACAGCUUGCUCCAGCCCGUGAUGAAUCUUUACGUGCCCGACUUGGACAAGGGAAAGGGAUUGUACUUUUUGUUCAUCAAGGCCGAGACCAAGACUCCCGGCGGGCUAUUAGCCCGUCCGGUUUUGACGAGUUACUACAAGAGCGAGCACUUCAAGACCAGGCCGUACGACCCCUACAAUGUCUACACCAGCCCCAACGAAGCCAUUCUCUGCUCCGACUCGUUUCAAAGCAUGUACGCCCAAAUGCUUUGCGGCCUCAUCAUGCGCGAGCAAGUCCUCCGCGUAGGGGCGGUCUUCGCCUCCGGCCUACUCCGAGCCAUCCGUUUCCUUCAGCUCAACUGGCAACAACUAGCCGAAGACAUCAAAACCGGAAUUCUAAACCCUAAAAUCACAGAUGCUUCUAUCCGGGAGAAGAUGGUGGAGCUUUUGAAACCCGACGCGGAGCUGGCGGAGUUCAUCAAAAAGGAGUGUGAAGGAGAGAAUUGGGAGGGGAUAAUCCCCAGGAUUUGGCCCAACACGAAGUACCUCGAUGUGAUAGUCACCGGUGCAAUGGCUCAGUACAUUCCAACACUGGAUUACUACAGCAAUAGCCUACCCAAGGCUUGCACAAUGUACGCUUCUUCUGAAUGCUAUUUUGGCCUGAACCUUAAGCCGAUGUGCGACCCUUCUGAAGUGUCAUACACCAUCAUGCCGAUGAUGGGCUAUUUCGAGUUCAUUCCACACGAUCCAUCUGCUCCUCCUCUGUCCAAAAAGUCACCUCCAAGGCUCUUAGAGCUUGCUGACCUGGAAGUCGGAAAAGAAUACGAGUUGGUCAUUUCCACAUACGCUGGACUGUGCCGUUACAGAGUCGGAGACAUUCUCCAAGUCACCGGCUUCUACAACGCCGCGCCACAGUUCCGGUUUGUGAGGAGGAAGAACGUUUUGCUGAGCAUUGACGCCGACAAAACCGACGAGGCGGAGCUCCAAAAAGGCAUUGACAACGCCACCGAACUCCUCCAUGAAUUCAACACUUCUGUGGUGGAGUACACAAGCUACGCCGACACCAAAACAUUCCCAGGACAUUACGUCAUUUACUGGGAGUUGAUGGUGAAGGACCCGUCUAUCAGUGCCCCAAGCCACGAGGUUCUUGACCGGUGCUGCCUUGUCAUGGAGGAGUCCCUAAACUCUGUGUACCGGCAAUACCGAGUGUCUGACAAAACAAUCGGGCCGCUCGAAAUUAGGGUUGUGAAGAGUGGCACAUUCGAGGAGCUCAUGGACUACGCCAUUUCCCGCGGCGCAUCGAUUAAUCAGUACAAGGCGCCGAGGUGCGUGAACUUCUCACCCAUCAUGGAGUUGCUGGACUCUAGGGUUGAAUCGGUGCACUUCAGCCCGGCGCUGCCACAUUGGACCCCGGAGCGACGCCAUUGAAGGUAGAAGAUAAGAAAGGGAAAGGACAGGGGCUUGCUUUGGCAAUUCUAAGCUUUUUAAAAGUGUCUUUUCUUAUAUGAUAUUUCUUUGUCUGUCUGUGUAAUAAGUUGAAGUAAUCUGAUGAUAUGUGUUUGCUUGUCCAAUGGUAUCUUUGUCUUUGCUUUUCCAUGAUCAGCUUUCUCUUUAAAGUUGAGGGAAAAAAGUGUAGGAGUUGGUGCUGAUGUACCGGUCCGAUCCGGUUCACAAUAUGUAAAUUAAUCUAUUGAUGAAUCAAAUGCGUGUAAUAUUAUUGUUUAUGUUAAGA
This is a messenger RNA of Rosa rugosa (rugosa rose), 2208 nucleotides long. Its product is annotated as probable indole-3-acetic acid-amido synthetase GH3.1. Lineage: Eukaryota; Viridiplantae; Streptophyta; Magnoliopsida; Rosales; Rosaceae. The transcript is spliced from 3 exons. Gene Ontology annotation, molecular function: acid-amino acid ligase activity. The record is from RefSeq and is a predicted model, not a curated record. Gene Ontology annotation, cellular component: cytoplasm. Bases 105 to 1904 code for a protein of 599 amino acids.